Physcomitrium patens is the source of this 3030-nucleotide messenger RNA. NCBI's taxonomy places the organism in Eukaryota, Viridiplantae, Streptophyta, Bryopsida, Funariales, Funariaceae. The record is from RefSeq and is a predicted model, not a curated record.
AACUCUGUUAGCCAUGGUUAAGUUUCGAUGUUCACGCCCACUUUUCACUUCAGCGCGGAGUUGCCUGUUCAUUGCUUGCGGCACCCCGUCUGCUUUCACUUAGUCGGCUUCACUCACCUGGACACUUUUGAGUGUCGGUUUUUUCUUCCAAAUUGGGGUGAAGUCUAAUCCAACGCGCCGGGGGGUGAGGUUCUGUUGCUCGGGGCACCUGUUGUUGCGGCGAAGUGGAGAUCAGAGGAGGUGGAGGAAUUGGGGCUUCGUUUUCUUUGUAUUUUCUUGCUUGUCGGGUGGUCUGGCCAUCGGUCAUGGUAGUAACUCGCCAAGAGAAGGGAAUUGUCGCGUGAAGAUGUUCAGUGAUGUAGUCGGAAUUAAUGUCGGAGGUUUAGAGCACGUAGCUCUGAAUUAGUUGUUGCUCAAGGAAACAGGGCUGAUCACGUCCUGGUUGAUUCAAUCUAGAAAAGUCGAUGUCUACAGCAUUUGGCGGUAAUUGUGUGGAGGUGGAUUUGCCUAUGAUCCAAAAUCCAUACACGUGACAAAGUUCUCGGUUCCACAGAGUCUCGAAGAAUUGAAGUUUUUUUGUCCAUCCACUGGGUUGUCAAGGGCAUUUCUGGACGUUUCUCAGCUUUUCAAGAAACGGAUCUUCUCCAUACUUCAUAUUCAUUCCUUUCCACAUCAGAGGAUUGCAAAGGACCCAACAACACACAGACAACUACAUGUGAAUGUGACAGUUUAAGCCGUUACCAAAGUUCUUUCAAGGUCUACCCUCUUAUUAGAAAAGGUUAACCAGAGUUAGACGGUUUAGAGCCAUCAGAAAUGAUAGAAAAGAAGCCUUCUCGGUGGGGGCUGCUCUCGCGGCAGGCUAGCGUCCUGGGUCGCUUCAAAAACAAGCUUAGAUUGAAGAAACUCGAAUGGAAAAGGUUUUACGAACAGUUCUGGGGGCCGGCACCUCCAAAUCCAGCAUCACAAGAUGAUUUUAAUGAGUGGCCGGAUAGCUGCUACAGCACUGAAGGUAGUCAUACGUCAAAGAACAACUCGCUGCACUUGGACUCCUCAUCUUCGGAGGAUUAUUGGGCUCUUUUUCGACAAGAGCAGAUUGAAAACCCACCCCCAUUCCAACUAGGUGAUCGAAGUUUUGUGCCUGAAAUUUGUCCAGUGGUUCCCUCCACAUUCCAACAGGACUCGGGAAUGUAUGCGCAAAGUGAACAAUUCCAUCUCACGCAAGGCAGAGGCGAUUUUGUCACGACGGCGCUGCCGGGUUCUCCAGUUGUCGGCACAACGGAAGCAUCGUUAAAUGGUCAGCAACAACUACCGACGCCGCGGUUGGAUCAUACGAAUUCAUUCGACUCAAAUCCAUUGUCCGUUGACGAUUAUGCAGAAACGGAGAAUGAUGCCAUUUCGGAAUGGCUGCAGCUGGAUUUACCGAAGUCGGAACAGCAAGGAUCGUCUCAUCUGAAUACCGACAUCAUGAGGAGCAUGAACACGAGAUACUCGGGAGAAGCUUCCACUAUGCCAUUAACCCCUGAAGCUCGACUGCAGUGGUUCAAACAAUUUUUUGAACUCGGCGCGGAAGAGGCAUUGACACGGCCUCACCAAGCCUCAACAGAGCUAGGCUGGCGGGUCAUGGUGCGUAUCGUUUGCGCCUGCCGAAAACUUUCAAGACUUAUAAGAAGAAGAAGAGUGGACGAAAUUCCGCCGGGUCGGGCUAUAGUGCGUAAGAGAAACAGAGGAUUUGGAGAAAACCGCAGCCAAUUGUACAGGGGAGUUCGGAGAAGAAAUGGGAAAUGGGUAUCUGAGAUCAGGGUUGGUCAGACAAACGAGAAAGUAUGGCUUGGCUCCUUCGAUACAGAAAAAGAGGCUGCGCUUGCAUUUGAUGCGGGGAAGUAUCACUGCAGUUCACAGCGGCGCUGCAGCUACAACUUUCCGGAAUCUCCUCUAUUGCUUGGGCCUCCCGUGAACAUCCAUGAGCUCAGUCCUGCGGACAGGAAGAGAACCAUUCAGAAGUUGGCGGAGGAUCAUGUCAAAGCUUGCACAUCAGAUCAAAUCCGAUCAACCAACUAAUUCUGCUUGGUGACACCUUUCACCACAAGGACGACAACCUUAGGGCUUUCCAUUGUUCACUUUCACCCAUUGUCAAUCAGUAUUCGUUUUUUCCUUUUCCUCUUCUUUUAAAAAACUUAGAAAAUUCUGUUUUCAAUGCAAUGCACUGUGUCUACAAUGAAGUAGGCACUGGACAUGUUGCACAAUAGCCCAGAAGUAGCAAUUUUCUUUCCUGCUUUAGAGAAUCCGACAGUCUGGAGUAGUUCCGUAUCUGCAGCGUAAGCGAGCUAAUAUCCGUUGAAGACUUCUGAGAGCGUUGUUCAACGAAAUGCCUACCUUGGAGAUCGAGUGCUUGAUAUUCAAGCUCCAUCACUCGGACCACCAAACACUGGCAUUGAAGACGUUGCAGAGGUACUCAAAGAUGUGCAAGUCCAAGCGAAAUGGUGUCUAGAGAUGGUAAGUGCCUGCACAGCAAUCAAUGCUUAAGCUGGGUCAAGUCAUCACCCAGAAGAUUAAAAGAGCACAUGUGCCAUAAUGGCAUUGAAUAAGUGCUCAUGCAGUGGACUCGUUUGCUUUGUUGUUGUUUCUGUGAGACAUGAAUUCUCUACUUGAGCUUUUCGAGGUGAACUUUCAUGGGUGCCAUCUGAGAGCAGGUCUGUUCACUCUUGAUUGCAACACUUCGUGCUGGGAAGAAACGCAAUCAUCAGUGCUGAUCGUUGAGCACGACGCAACUUACGAAGAAGCCAUACAAGUCUUGCAAGAUAUGAAGAAUGAUCAAUAUUGGGCUGCAACAAAGUCUGAUGGUUUUCACCUUGAGACUUCAUUCAUAGCAAGAAAGUAGCACAAAAUAUUCUGAUUCGCAUCUCUCUGUUAUCUUGCAAGGGGUGUAGCAAUAUUUAUUGAACGAUAUUGUGUACAAAAUUUUGGUAACUUUGCACACUGCAAUUUGAGCCAUCAAUGUUAGGGGAAUGCUACAUGGUCAAUUUACCCAUA